AUGAAGACUCUAGAUUACAACGCUGUCACUGUGGCUUGUGCCACAAUCGGAGUGACUGUAUUCCUUUUUGUCGGGAACGUUUUCUACAACCUCUUUCUUCAUCCUCUGCGCAAAUACCCUGGUCCGUUGCUACACCGAGCCACUCGUUUGGGCUAUGUUUACAACUUGAUGGGUGGCUUUCUGCCUCGACACGUACUUGCCUGGCACGAAAAAUACGGCCCAGUGGUUCGCAUUGCACCAGACCAGCUCGCCUUUAUCGACCCCGAGGCCUGGAAGGAUAUUUAUGGCCACCGGACGGGCUCAUACAUUGGCACAGAGGAAAUGGCCAAGUCUGAGACCUUUUAUGUCACGCCUCGCAUCCCGCUGUCUAUCAUUACGGAGAAGCGCGGGAAUCACGCAAUAUUGCGCAAAAAGCUAUCUCACGGCUUCAGCGAGCGGGCUAUGCGCGAACAAGAACCCAUCAUCAAGAGCUAUGUCGAUCUUCUUAUCCAGCGGCUGUACGAGAACUGUCAUCUGCCCGAGAGCAGUACCGAAUACAGUGACGAUGCUGCGGCUGCUAGCGAGAAGACCCCCAAGCUUCAGGCAUUGGACAUGACGGUCUGGUACAACUGGACGACGUUUGAUAUUAUUGGCGAUCUGGCCUUUGGCGAGUCCUUUCACUGCUUGAAAGAUGUCAAAUACCACCCAUGGGUGGAUGCCAUUAACAAGACGAUUCUUAACAACAGUGUGCUUAUUGCGACCAAGAUGAUGUACCUGACAUUCCUGAUAAAGGUUUUCUUCGGCUUCGCUGCAGAGGGCCGCAAGAAGUCGUUGGAAAUGAGCAUUAUCAGAGUCCAAAAACGCAAGGCACUUGGAGUAGAGCGUCCAGACUUUCUUGACGGCCUGAUCAAGCCUGGAAAGAACGAGAAGCAGGUUCUUGAUAUCCCGCACCUUGCAAGCAAUGCCAGCACUUUAGUUCUGGCUGGUUCAGAGACCACAGCCACACUCCUUUCCGGCGUGACCUAUCUGCUGCUUAAGAACCCCAAAACCCUUGAAAGACUGACUGCGGAGGUGCGCUCGACCUUCUCGUCCGAGAGCGAGAUCAACUUUGUAUCUGCAAAUGGCCUUAGCUACAUGCUUGCGUGUCUCAAUGAAGCACUUCGCUGCUAUCCACCGGUUCCCUUCGGUAUGCCCCGUAUCGUUCCAAAGGGCGGUGCCACAAUUGCUGGAAACUUUGUUUCCGCAGGUACUUCCGUGGCUUGUUGGCAAUGGGCUAUGAACUACUCUCCCGUUAACUGGGAGGACCCGAACUCCUUUAAGCCAGAGCGGUUCCUCGAAGGCAGCAGAAAUGUAAACGACAAUCUCGAUGCAAUGCAACCAUUUUCGAUGGGUCCCCGUAACUGCAUCGGGCGGAAUCUUGCCUAUACUGAGAUGCGCCUGAUCUUGGCACGCAUUCUUUACAAUUUUGAUAUACAACUGGCCGAUCCCAAUCUGGACUGGAUGGAACACCAGGGUUCGUACAUUCUCUGGAACAAACCACAGCUCAAUGUAUACUUAAAGCCCGUUGUUCGGGACUGA
Grosmannia clavigera kw1407 is the source of this 1557-nucleotide messenger RNA. Its product is annotated as cytochrome p450 monooxygenase. The record is from RefSeq and is a predicted model, not a curated record. NCBI's taxonomy places the organism in Eukaryota, Fungi, Ascomycota, Sordariomycetes, Ophiostomatales, Ophiostomataceae. Bases 1 to 1557 code for a protein of 518 amino acids. Gene Ontology annotation, molecular function: iron ion binding; heme binding; monooxygenase activity. The transcript has 5 exons.